This is a messenger RNA of Oryzias latipes (Japanese medaka), 1410 nucleotides long. It is a transcript of the gene tiprl, whose product is annotated as TIP41, TOR signaling pathway regulator-like (S. cerevisiae). NCBI's taxonomy places the organism in Eukaryota, Metazoa, Chordata, Actinopteri, Beloniformes, Adrianichthyidae. The record is from RefSeq and is a predicted model, not a curated record. Gene Ontology annotation, biological process: TOR signaling. Gene Ontology annotation, cellular component: cytosol.
GCAUGUGGAACCAUUUGUUCGGAACCCAAAACACAGCCGGACAUAUUAAAGUGACGCUCCCAAGCAGCAUUUGUGAAAAGUAGCAAGAUCGAGCUGAAUGCUGGCGUCUGUGUCCAAGAUGAUGUCGCACGGCUUCAGGAGCAGCAAGCAGGACUUUAUGUUUGGACCGUGGAAAGUGACGUCCGCCAAAAACCACAUAAUGAAAUCCAAAGAUGUGGAACGGUUAGGGGAGGAGAUCAGCAUGCCCUGUCUUCCAGAGAUGCUGUUUGGAGACAACGUCCUGCGCAUCCAACACGCAGACGGUUACGGCAUCGAAUUCAAUGCCAUCGAUGCCCUUAAAAGAGUCAACAACAUGGAUGAUGCUGUGAAAGUGGCCUGUGCUCAAGAGUGGCAGGAGAGCAGAGCGGAUUCAGAGCACUCCAAAGAGGUGGUAAGGCCUUAUGAUUGGACAUACACCACAGACUACAGGGGAACCUUACUUGGGGAGGAAUUGCAGAUGAAGGUGACGGAGACGUCGGAACGAAUCGACAUGGAGAAGCUGAAAGCCCGCGAGAACAUCAUGUUCUUCGACGAGGUGUUGCUGUUUGAGGACGAGUUACACGACCACGGCGUCUCAAAGAUCAGCGUCAAAAUUAGGGUGAUGCCCACCAGUUUUUUCCUGUUGAUGCGGUUCUUCCUCCGCGUGGACGGAGUGUUGAUAAGAAUAAACGACACUCGGCUGUAUCAUGAGGCUGGUAAGGACUACUUACUACGAGAAUUCAGCACAAGGGAAAACAAAAUAGCAGAACUGAAGCACGUUCCCUCAGGAGUUUACGCGGAUCCCAACGAGAUUGCCCAGUAUUUGACCCUGAAGCUGACGGAGUACGAGAAGCUGGAGCUUCCAGAGACGCAGCCUCAGAGUGACCAGGAAGAAACCAUCCAGUGACCACCCCUCCAUGACGUUUCCACUCAUGUCUGAUCAUGUUUCAGCUAUUCACAUAUGUGUACAGGGAUACCUUAUACAAAUAACGCUGUUGAGGAACUCUGAAACUCACUAACAUGCUUUUAGUUGAGUGGAACAUUCUGUUUGUGUACAGCUAGUUGAUUCUGGAAGAAAAUCUCUGUAAAUACGGCUUCUGUUUCUGUUUUUCAGGUAGAGAGUGAACACACUUUUUCCAUUUCUUUUAUCGUCAUCUGUCUUUAAAUGUUUGUAAAUGUCAAACGCAUAACCGCAAAUAUAUCAUUUGGGUUUUUGUGUGUUUGAUAGAUUUUUAACUUCUUGUUAUAAACAGUCAUGUUUUUUUUUUGGCUGUAAAAAAAUAUUUGCUAUUAUUAAAACUAUCGUAGAUUUUGAAUGACAUGUAAAUCCCUUAUUUUGUAUUGUAUGAGUGGCAUUCUUCUGCCAGCUUUUAAUAGUAAAAGAGAAAGUAG